GUCAUACCCGUCGUGUUUACACUGUGCAGCUUUGUCGGAAUUGCUGUGACUAGUGCUGGAAUACAGCUUUACGGCGAAGUCCUGUGGAACCCUCUUCUAUUAAUCGAUCGUUGGGAGAAUCGGGCCGCAGCCUUUUUCGCCUCCUUCGUAUUCGCAUUGACAAACUAUUGGUACUAACAUCAGUGCCAAUUCACUCGGGGCGGGAAACGAUUAUGACAGUUCUGUGUCCCAAGUAUAUCAACAUCAGGCGCGGACAAAUAGUGUGUGCCAUUAUUGGCGGUUGGGCUCUGUGUCCAUGGGAGAUUCUCGCCAAUGCUGCGGGGUUCCUGAAUUUCAUGGAUGGAUAUACCAUUUUCCUAGGCCCCUUUGCUGGUAUCAUGGUCACCGAUUUUUACCUAGUGCAUAAAGGUUGUGUCGAUGUCCCCGCUAUGUACGACCCUUCAGGACGAUAUCGCUACACCGCGGGCUUUAAUUGGCGCGCGGUCUUGGCAAUGGUGGUGACAGUUGGGCCCACGCUUCCCGGCCUUAUCAACUCGAUCAACCCAGCUAUCAAGAUAGGAUAUGCGAUCCAUUUAUUCGACAUCGCGUGGAUGUAUGGGUUUGUGGUCGCAUCGCUGGUUUAUUACGUUACAUCGUACUUCUUCCCUCCUCGCGGCACCUAUGUUGAUGUCCUAAUCUCUGCGGACGACGCCAUGCCCAUAGACAAGCAGUAUGAAAAGGGCAUAAAAUCUCACACAGAAACCGUGGAGAGUGGCACUGAAGGCGAGGAUAAGAAGAGCGUAGAUGUGGAGGCCAUUGAAAUGCAGGUGUAACACAUGCGUAAUACCUCGCAUACCAUGUAUCUCUCCGCCAUCAAUGUUGAUUGACCGUUGCGAGAUUUGACUAGCAUUUUUCGGGCUGGCGAUUGU
Suillus paluster is the source of this 908-nucleotide messenger RNA. RefSeq names its product permease for cytosine/purines, uracil, thiamine, allantoin-domain-containing protein. The record is from RefSeq and is a predicted model, not a curated record. Gene Ontology annotation, cellular component: plasma membrane. Gene Ontology annotation, molecular function: nucleobase transmembrane transporter activity. Gene Ontology annotation, biological process: transmembrane transport; nucleobase transport. NCBI's taxonomy places the organism in Eukaryota, Fungi, Basidiomycota, Agaricomycetes, Boletales, Suillaceae. The transcript has 6 exons. Bases 213 to 812 code for a protein of 199 amino acids.